CACUGCUGUUUUCAGUGCUUGAUUUCGUCGGCGAUCUUCACGAUUUCUUGAUUCUACUUCUGGAUCGACCUCUCUCUCGGAUGAAUUGAGCUGGAAAUGGCGGAUUCCGCGGCGGCGACGGCGCCCUCCACUCCUCGCUGGAACGUCGAGAGGCCUUUCCUCACCGGCCGCUUCCACCAGGAAGUGAAAGGGACGUCCCGCCUCGCCCUUGAUUCUCUCAGUGGCGGAUCGGACAGGGCAAUUGGCUGUUACGAAGCUGCAGUUCAGGAACUUAUUGUUAUCGAUGAUCUUCUCUCUGCUUUGGUUGGUGUGGAAGGACGAUAUAUAUCCGUUAUGAGAGUGCGCGGAAAGGAAGAUGCUAUUUCCUUCCAUGUAGAUGCAUCAAUGGAUUUAGCACUUCAGGAAAUGGCUAAAAGGAUUUUUCCCUUGUGUCAAAGUUUUCUUCUCAUUAGCCAUUUUGUGGAGUCAAGGUCCCAGUUUAAGAAUGGCCUUGUCAAUCACGCCUUUGCUGCAGCCCUCAGAGACCUGCUUCUGGGCUAUGAAGCGAAGGUGGCACAGCUCGAACACCAAUUUCGACUUGGAAGACUUUCCAUUCAAGGGCUGUGGUUUUAUUGUCAGCCUAUGAUGGGGUCCAUGCAAGCUUUGUCCGUGGUGAUUCAGAAGGUUUCAUCCAAUAAUUUUGUGGGUUCUGCAGUACUUAACCUCUUACAGAGUCAGGCUAAGGUCAUGGCUGGCGAUAAUGUUGUGAGGUCCUUACUGGAAAAGAUGAUCCAGCAGGCAAGCAACGCAUAUCUGAGUAUAUUAGAAAGGUGGGUCUAUGAAGGAGUUAUUGAUGACCCUUAUGGUGAAUUUUUCAUCGUUGAGAACAAAUCUUUGAAGAAGGAAAGCCUUACGCAGGACGAUGGUGCUAAAUUCUGGAGUGAGCGUUACAGCCUCAAAGAUGGGAUUCCUAGCUUUCUUGCAAAUAUUGCUGAGACAAUUUUGACUACUGGAAAAUAUCUUAAUGUGAUGAGAGAAUGUGGGCACCAUGUUCAGGUCCCUGGAUCAGACAAUGCAAAGUUAAUGAGCUCUGGCUCAAACCAUCAUUAUCUUGAAUGUAUAAGAGCUUCUUAUGAUUUUGCCAGCGGUGAGCUCUUAAAUCUUGUAAGAGAAAAGUAUGAUCUAAUGGGAAAGUUGCGGUCUAUGAAGCACUAUCUUCUCCUUGAUCAGGGCGAUUUCCUGGUUCACUUCAUGGAUAUAGCUCGAGACGAACUCUCAAAGAAGCUUGAUGAGAUAUCUGUGGAGAAGCUGCAGUCUCUGCUAGACCUCGCCUUGCGUACCACAGCAGCUGCAGCAGACCCUUGCCAUGAGGAUUUAACAUGUUGUGUGGAAAGAUCUUCUUUGCUUAAGAGACUUGAAGACAUGGAGCUUAACCGCACUAUUCCUGAAGAUAGUGAAUUUGAGGAGCCUUUGAGCAUUACUGGUCUAGAGACGUUUUCUCUUAGUUACAAGGUUCGGUGGCCAUUAUCCAUUGUUAUAUCAAGAAAAGCCUUGAUGAAAUAUCAGUUGAUUUUUCGCUUUCUUUUUCACUGUAAACAUGUAGAGCGCCAGCUUUGUGGAGCAUGGCAAGUGCAUCAAGGAGUCCGUGCUCUUAACCCAGGUGGAACGGCUAUAUCAAGAUCAUCUCUGCUGUGCCGCAGUAUGCUUAAAUUUAUUAACAGCCUUCUGCACUACCUUACUUUUGAGGUUCUGGAACCUAAUUGGCAUGUGAUGCAUAACAGACUUCAGACUGCAAAGAGCAUAGACGAGGUCAUUCAACAUCAUGAUUAUUUCCUCGAGAAGUGUUUGAGAGAAUGUCUACUUCUUUUGCCUGGACUGCUCAAGAAAGUGGAGAAGUUGAAGCUGUUGUGUGUGCAGUAUGCUGCAGCCACUCAGUGGUUGAUAACAUCCUCUGUAGACAUCGCGCAGUUUCAUGAAAAACCGGAUAACUCACUAAGGUCAGAAGAGCCCAAGUCACGGAAAUCCGUAUCCAAAUCUCAGGCUUCAAGAUCAAUGACAAAAAAUGCAACAGUGACCAAUUCUGUCCUCAAAUUCGAGAAGGAGUUCAAUGCUGAGAUCCAGAGCCUGGGCAAAAUUUUGAGCAGUCAUUCACAAGCGGAGCCGUAUCUGACUCACCUUGCACAGUGGAUCCUCGGUGUUGGAAAGAAUCAAUAGGUUCUGGUUCACUUUUCCAUAAAUUGAAUUAAUCUAUUCUGUAGGCCUCUCAAUUAUCAUUUUUUGUCAUGCUUCCAUCUGAAAGAUUUAUGUGUAUUUUUCCCUUCAGUCUCCGUUUUUGUUUCAUAUGUCGAUUUUGUGAUAUUUUGCGAGCAUGAGGUGUCGUAAAUCUAAUAGGUUAGAAUUCUAGUUGAACUAGAAGCAGGGUGGUGAUUUCAACUGUUUUUGAACUGAUUUGUGCACUUAAGCUUUUCAUCAAAGGAAAUGGGCAGGGACUAGUGUAAUCCAUAGUUUAAGGCUUGGGCAACAA
This is a messenger RNA of Rhodamnia argentea, 2503 nucleotides long. Its product is annotated as gamma-tubulin complex component 2. The record is from RefSeq and is a predicted model, not a curated record. Gene Ontology annotation, cellular component: centrosome; spindle pole; gamma-tubulin small complex. Gene Ontology annotation, molecular function: gamma-tubulin binding; microtubule minus-end binding. Gene Ontology annotation, biological process: mitotic cell cycle; meiotic cell cycle; cytoplasmic microtubule organization. Lineage: Eukaryota; Viridiplantae; Streptophyta; Magnoliopsida; Myrtales; Myrtaceae. The transcript has 21 exons. The coding region runs from base 97 to 2193 and encodes 698 amino acids.